AUGGAAAAAUUGUCAGAUUUUUAUAUCGAAAAAGCUAAGAAUGACCUUAAUGAGACGGAGUCUAGGAAGGAGCAGUCAAUCAAGCAGUUUUACGAGUGGCUCAGCAAGCAUCCGUUCAUUACUAAAUGUGAAAUUGAUCCAUCGCAAAUAGUUCAAUUUCUUCGUGCCCGGAAGUACCAAAUGAGUAAAGUCUACGAAAGCUUUAAUAAAAUAAUUAAAAUACAUCAAAAUUUCUCGUACAUUUUAAAUUAUUCAAAUUUGUAUGAACUUAAUGAAAUUUAUGAAAAAGGACCAUUUUUAAUUAUGAAAAAUUACGACAAAAAUGGACGACGAAUUUGCAUUUUUAGGCACAAACUUCUCGAAAAUUUAAAUGUUACUUUUCAUAAUAUUCUAAAAUUAAAUCAAAUGAUUUCAGCAUUCUUAUUAGCUGAGUCAGAAGUCCAAAUUUGUGGAAUUGUUACAAUUCAUGACGUUCGGGAUAUUUCCAUGAAAUAUAUGAAAAUUAUGGACGUAAAUAUUUUGGGAAAGGUUGCAUCAAUAAGCGAAUUUGGAGCACUGCGACUUAAACAAAUUAUCAUUCUUGGACUUCCAGCAAUUGCAAAUUCACUCUUUGAGAUCGUCAAGACAUUUUUGAAUGAUAAAAUUAAGAACCGAAUUGACAUUUGUAAAAAUGUUGAAGAUUUGACUAAAGUUUUGGAUGUAAAAGACUUGACAGUCGAGUACGGUGGAACUGACAAUUCUAAUGAUUGUAUUAAGUACCAUAAGAAGGCUUUUGACAUUGCAACUAUUAAAUUAAUUAAUUUUCUUAAUAAUCUUGAAGUUGAUGAAGAAAAAAUGAGAAAUUAUGAAAAUAAAACUAAUUUUGAGGAUUUUACUAGCUUAAGGAAGUUGGAAAUUGAUUAA
This is a messenger RNA of Chironomus riparius, 903 nucleotides long. NCBI's taxonomy places the organism in Eukaryota, Metazoa, Arthropoda, Insecta, Diptera, Chironomidae. The record is from the annotation of a GenBank genome assembly.